CGGCGGGCGGCGGGCACAGCGCGCCUGGGUAGGCGCGGCCGCCUGGCCCGGGCGGGUAGGGUCGGGCGGGAGCCCCGGGGUCGGCAAGGGAGGCGGCGGCACGAGACGCGGGGGCGCGCGCCGGGGUGCCCGCGGCAGAAAUGUUUUUCCUCCAGGAUCCGAGUCUCUUCACCAUGGGGAUGUGGUCCAUUGGUGUGGGGGCCCUGGGGGCCGCUGCCCUGGCCCUGUUCCUGGCCAACACAGACAUGUUCCUGCCCAAGUCCCAGAAGGCAGCGCUGGAGUACCUGGAGGACACAGACCUGAAGACCCUGGAGAAGGAACCGAGGACUUUCAAAGCCAAGGAGCUCUGGGAAAAGAAUGGAGCUGUGAUCAUGGCCGUGCGGAGGCCGGGCUGCUUCCUCUGUCGGGAGGAGGCCAUGGACCUGUCGCUGCUGAAGCCCAAGCUGGACGAGCUGGGCGUCCCCCUCUAUGCCGUGGUCAAGGAGCAGCUCAGUACGGAGGUGGAGGACUUCCAGCCCUACUUCAAAGGAGAAAUCUUCCUGGACGAGAAGAAAAAGUUCUACGGUCCCCAGAGGCGGAAGAUGAUGUUGUUAGGGUUCGUCCGUCUGGGCGUCUGGCGUAACUUCUUCCGGGCCUGGGACAGCGGCUUCUCUGGGAACCUGGAAGGUGAAGGCUUCAUCCUCGGUGGAGUUUUUGUGGUGGGGUCAGGAAGGCAGGGCAUUCUCCUCGAGCACCGAGAAAAAGAAUUUGGAGACAAAGUAAACGUGGAUUCUGUUCUGGAAGCCGCCAGGAAGAUCAAACCGCAGACUUUGGCCUCUGAGGAAAAGUGAUUGUGUCAAACGGCCCAGCUCAGGGACAACCCAGGGGCACUCGGCUGUGUUCAUGGGGUGCAUCAUCUUCCCACUCGAGUCCCCGAAGAGUUAGAAACCCACUCACACCGCAUUCUCAGUAUAGAUCAUUAACGUGUUUAGUGCUGUAGUCUGUUGAGGCCCAGCAAGGCCAGGCCUCCCAAACAAGGUGAUAAAAUCUAAGAAACCGAUGGAGGCUAUUUCAGCUGAAAUCUGGACAAUAGGAGGCCUAAAAUUGGACUGCUGCACCUCAUUACAGCGUCUAUGGUGUUUGGAUGCUGUUAUUGAAAUGAUUUUUAUUUUCGUGUUUUCAGAGAUCUAGGAAAAUUUGAUGAUUGACUGGAAGAAUAAGGAUAUAAGGUUUUGGGUCUGUUUUCUGUUGAUGACUUGCUAUGUAAUGUUCAAGUGAUAUAUAAAGGAAUUGUGCUGCUGAGGGCUUGGUGACAGUAAAUUCUAAAGUGAAAUCUGUUUUUUCUUUGUCUUCCAUUCUAACCUCAGAGGGUUGCUUUUCUAGAAGAAAUGAUCAUCUCUGGCUCUGAUAAACUUAUGCAUCAGAAAUUGUCAUACAAGUUGUUCUGAUAAAACUAACAAUAAAAAUAUUUACCAUAAGGA
Equus quagga is the source of this 1460-nucleotide messenger RNA. RefSeq names its product peroxiredoxin like 2A (gene PRXL2A). The record is from RefSeq and is a predicted model, not a curated record. NCBI's taxonomy places the organism in Eukaryota, Metazoa, Chordata, Mammalia, Perissodactyla, Equidae. Bases 141 to 830 code for a protein of 229 amino acids. The transcript is spliced from 6 exons.